Molecule: messenger RNA, 929 nt
Organism: Aspergillus caelatus
Lineage: Eukaryota; Fungi; Ascomycota; Eurotiomycetes; Eurotiales; Aspergillaceae
Exons: 3
Coding region: 94-786 (230 amino acids)
Source: RefSeq, a predicted model, not a curated record
AUAUCCUAUAUGUGAGCUACUGGUCUCUUCUAGGACCUGUAUAAUAUUACUAGACCUAGACCAUCUCUCGUAUAAUUUCGCAGGAGACGAAACAUGGAUUCGCCUCAAUAUCAAGAGCUUGGACUUGUGUCGCAGGAACAACAACCCAUCGAUCACGAAACAGUGCGGGCGACUUGGAAAUUCCUGGCGGGCCUAUCGUCGAACUUGACGCUUGUGGGGUUCCUGGUCAUGCCUUUAGCUUUUGAAGACGCCAAGGAUGAUUCUCUCGGAGACAAGACCGGCACAGCUGUAGCAGCAUUGGCAUUGAUCGGAAACGCAUACCUUCUGUCGCUCAUCUUAUUUUGCGCCCAGUAUCGUAAGCGUACAUACUUGAUUCAUUCUGUCUUCCUGCCUUGUCUAUUGUCCAACCUCCUCGGACUGUUGAACGUCGUUCUCAAUAUUCUCUGUCGAAAGCUACUCCCGGUCGGUCGCUUGGAAACAGUGGGCAUGGUCCUUGCCUCUAUAUUCGCAGUCGUCUACGCGUUGUGCGCAUUAUGGGCCUAUGGAAACGACAUCGCCGACGAGAUUCGAGUCGACGAGGCCGACCGUACAAUAAUCCCUUUGACUGAAGAGGAGAUGCAACGACAACAGCUCCUCCGACUUCUUCAAGAAAAUCAAAGUAAAAAGAAAUCGAGCUCCAAGGUUAUGCAAAAGACUUUCAGGGUUAAAGUUCCAGAACACAUCAAUCCGGGCAAAGGAUGGGAUUCCUUCAUGCCUCCUCCUCGCGAGAGCAGCUAUUAUAGCUGAUUUGGUCAGCCUAGAUGCAUAACAAUGAAGCGAGAUGAUGGAGUAAUUUACUGCGAAAUAUCUCAGCCCUUCCUUGACUGGUCGUCGGAUUCAUUUUCAUCACUACCAAGCAUAUAUCGCGCUAGAAUCUCCAGUCUCCGGUU